AUGCGAGCGCGCGUCCUGCGACUCAUAUCAAAGCGCGACAACUGGCGCUGCAUAUCAGUCAAGGUGAUCGCGCGCGCAUCCGUGCUGCAGCACUCCAAGCACAAGGUGAUAUCCAUUGAAGAGCACACGCACGACGGCGGCCGGCGCGACGCCGGGCCCGGCCCCGCCGGCAGCAACACAGUGGUCGCGCUGCCGGGCGACGCGGACGGGCUCAAGCGGUACCUGGUCAAUGAACUGGAAGGCGUCGGGCCGGCGACCGCCGAGAAAAUCGUCGAGGCGUUCGGGGUGGAGGCUCUCGGGCAGGUGCUGUCCGGCGCCGACUGCGCCAGCCGGCUGGCCCAGGAGGCCGGCGUGCGGCCGAAUCUAGCAGAAGAUAUUGCGAGGCAGUGGAAGCGCAAGAUCGAGUUCUACGGUGAGAGGGAGCUGGCGGCCAUGAUCCGCCUGACGGCCGACAUCCACCUCACGCCUAAGCGGGUCGACGCCGUCAGAGCCAAGUUUGGGAGCGCAGUGGCGGCCAUGGAGGCGUUCUCAAUAAACCCAUGGGGAGCCGCGCGCUCGGCCGGCCUCAGUUGGCUGGCUGGCGAGCAGGUCGCAGAAGCCUUGGGCCGCGAACCUGGCAGCAAGGACCGCGGCCGCGAGGCGCUCGUCCACGCGCUGGGGCUGGCGGGCAACGACGGCCACACGGGCCUGCCCUGGCGAGAGCUCAUGCAGGAGACCCUGGAUCUCAUGCGAACCACCGGCCGGCCGUGGCCCGAGGACGCGGCGCCGCUCGCUGGCUGCGCGGGGCAGCUGCGCAAGGCGGGCCGUCUGGUCGUCGAGCGCCCCGACUCGCUGGCGCAGACGGAGGGCGGCCUACCGUGGGACACGGCGGAGCGGCGGGACGCGCUGCGGCGUCAGGCCGCCGAAAAGAUCCAUCCGGAUGACUGGUGA
This is a messenger RNA of Monoraphidium neglectum, 930 nucleotides long. Its product is annotated as exodeoxyribonuclease V alpha subunit. Bases 1 to 930 code for a protein of 309 amino acids. The record is from RefSeq and is a predicted model, not a curated record. Lineage: Eukaryota; Viridiplantae; Chlorophyta; Chlorophyceae; Sphaeropleales; Selenastraceae. The transcript has 7 exons.